Acaromyces ingoldii is the source of this 1740-nucleotide messenger RNA. RefSeq names its product aldehyde dehydrogenase. NCBI's taxonomy places the organism in Eukaryota, Fungi, Basidiomycota, Exobasidiomycetes, Exobasidiales, Cryptobasidiaceae. Bases 174 to 1649 code for a protein of 491 amino acids. The transcript has 3 exons. The record is from RefSeq and is a predicted model, not a curated record. Gene Ontology annotation, molecular function: aldehyde dehydrogenase (NAD+) activity.
CGACCGGUUCUGAGCACAGACCCGCUAUUGCUCCAGUAGUCAGUACACGGUCGGCAGUCCACAGGCUGGGCUUGUCCCCACAACAAGAACUUUGACUUCCGUACUCAUCAACACCACCGCCCCCUUGAGACAAUCACAUUGGUACCCCUUUCUCUCACUCUAACAAUACCAAUAUGGCACCUGCAGCAACAUCGACGGCCUCUCACUGGCCGAAAGAGUCAUUCAGCCAUGUCAUCAACGGGCAAUCGUAUCCCACAAAGGGCGCAAAGAUGAUCGAUGUCAUCAACCCGGCCGACGAGAGCGUCGUCGCGCAGGUGCCCGUGGCGACAAAGGAAGUCGUCGACGAGGCUGUGCGCAGCGCCCGGGCGGCAUUUCCAAAGUGGUCCCAGACGUCGUGGGCGGAGCGCAAGGCGCUGCUGCAAAAGUGGCACGAUGACUGGAUCGUACACAACAAGGCGGACCUGCUCAAGAUCUACACGGCCGAGCAGGGCAGAACCCUGCAGCUCUCCGAAUUUGAGUGGGGCACGACGGAGCUCUUCUGGGACUUGAACAAGUACCCCGAGCCAAAGGACGAAGUCGUCGAGGACGACGGCCAGGGCAAUGUCAACAUCCUGCGCAAGUACCCCAUGGGCAUCGUCGCGGCUCUUGUGCCGUGGAACUACCCCCUGAUCCUGUCGUUCUGGAAGAUCAUCCCCGUGCUCCUCACGGGAAAUGUCAUCAUCGUCAAGCCCUCGCCCUUCACACCCCUCAUGACGAUUCAAUUCAUUAUCGCGGCGCAAAAGUACCUGCCCCCUGGCGUCAUCCAGAUCGUCGUUGGUGACGACUCGCUCGGACCGAUGCUGACGGAGCACCCCGAUAUCGACCACAUCUCCUUUACCGGCUCGACAAACACGGGCCGGCUGGUCGCAAAGAGCUGCGCGGCGACGCUAAAGCGCAUGACGCUCGAGCUCGGCGGCAACGAUGCCUGCAUCAUUCUUCCCGGCAUCGACAUGACCCACGUUCCACUCCAGGUCUUCCUCUCUGCGCUCCAGAACUCGGGCCAGUUCUGCGCUGCAGCCAAGCGCAUCUACGUUCACGAGGACAUCUACGAUGAAUUUGCCGCCCAACUCGUCGGCAUCGCCAAGGCGACAAAGAUGGGUGAUGGCAUGGACCCUGCCAAUGGCCUGGGCCCUGUCAACAACCGCCAGCAGUUUAACAAAGUCAACGAGUUCUUGGCCGACAUUGCAGCCAACAAGCAGAAGGUGCUCGUCGGCGGUGAGAAGCACACAGACAAGGGCUUCUUUGUGCCCGCCACCAUCGUCGACAACCCGCCAGACACGAGCAAGAUUGUCAUCGAGGAGCCCUUCGGGCCGGUGCUGCCUCUUCUCAAGUUCAAGGACGAGGACGAAGUGGUUCGCCGCGCCAACGACACGCGCAUGGGCCUCGGUGGCAUGGUCUGGGGACCCAUCGAGCAGGCGCAGCGCAUCGCCGACCGUCUCGAGACGGGCACCGUCUGGGUCAAUCAGAUGCAGAACUUCAAUCCGCUCUCCUACUUUGGCGGCUGGAAGGACUCGGGCAUCGGCGGCCUCCACGGUCGUCAGGGUCUCGAGCACCUCAUGCGUUCCAAGACGCUCAAGCUGGCCAAGGAGACGAAGCCACUCCAGCUCUGAAAUUUCUCUUCGUUGAUGGUGCGCUUUCGCCCUGUUCUGGAGAACGAUGGUUGUAUACUGCAUCUCGAAUUUGAGCAACUUGCGAAACGUU